Molecule: messenger RNA, 9951 nt
Organism: Mytilus californianus (California mussel)
Lineage: Eukaryota; Metazoa; Mollusca; Bivalvia; Mytilida; Mytilidae
Exons: 41
Coding region: 97-9732 (3211 amino acids)
Biological process (GO): anatomical structure development
Cellular component (GO): cell surface; extracellular region
Molecular function (GO): signaling receptor binding
Source: RefSeq, a predicted model, not a curated record
AAAAGUUUAGUUAACAUUAUACAGUUCUUACUUGAUAGUAUAGAAAGAAUGGAAAGCACACAUUCUUUGCAUGCAAUUCUGUGAUUUUUCUGUAAAAUGACGUGGAUUUUGAAGAUAAUUUUGAUCCUAAGCCUUCUAUAUUUGUCCACACAACAAAUACCUGACUGGAAUGGAUAUGUUUGCUCCGAAACUUUAGAGAAGAUAAAUGUUACGACCAUAUGUAAUGAAACCUUAUUUCUGUUUUGUGUUAACUACAUAAAUAUAACAGAAACUUAUAACGAGACAGAAUAUUUUUGUUGCACUGGAUGGACUCAUAAUGGCGAUCAAAACUGCAGUAUCCCUGUUUGUUCCUCUGUGUGUCAGAAUGGCGGAUCGUGUAUCAACCCUGACACAUGUCACUGUGCUGCUGGGUAUGAAGGAUCUACGUGCCAAAGUAUAUCAUUGUGCUCGCACUUAUCGCCAUGUUUUCCUGGAGAUUGCAGCGGUGAUCCGAAACAAUGUGUUUGUAGAAAUGGUUUCAGUGGAACAACCUGCUUAAACUUCGACAACUCUUACACACCAGUAUUGCACAGUACAAAUUCAACUUUAUCUUACGUGAAUUCGACAACUAACAUGGUGCAAUAUUCCUAUACUGUAACAUCAAUGACAUCUAACAGAGAAACAUGGUCAAAUCAACAGGAUUAUAAUGUGUUAGUACUUUCAAUUGAUGCCAUAUUCGACACAAAUUCAACCAUUGGUUUUAUACCGACAUUUCCUAACUAUGUCAGUGAUACGACCUUCGGUAUAGUUACUGGUCAGGUGAUAUUCACGUAUACAUUUACUACAGGUGGCAGCACAUCUUUCAGUAGAGAUUGUUCGGGUUUGAGUAGUACGUCGCCUGUUGAUGAUUUACAGUGUAUUAUUCCAAUAGCCGCACCAUUUACAGUUAGCUCUGGAGAUACAUUCACUUUAACUUUUGAUGUAACAUCUGGUGGAAACAGACGACUGAAGAAUACAGACAAUAAUAGUAUCACUGAAACAGAGUCAUAUAGUGGACAUUCAGUGCAAGAGGUAUUAGAAUUUCGAUUUGAUUUUGAGGUGCCAGUCCAUUGUAUACAAAGUUCAUCAUGUACAGAUACUCCAUUGCAAAUGGCAGAUGAUACAACAAUGACUACUAUACGUCCGUACUGGUCAGGCUGGAAUGACACCAUUUCUGGUGUAUAUCGAUAUGUUUUUGAGGUUUGGAAGAUGGAAUACGUACCAGGGCAAGACGGUCUGCGGGAACCACUAAUCACUUCGACAAUAAAUCCAGAACCUUCAUUUAUAACAGAAAUAAUGGCCGACAGCAUAACAUUUCCAGAAUAUACACCAUCAGAACCAGGCGUGUAUUCUUGUAUUUUAGAGGUAAACGACAAGGCGAAUAACUCUAUAUAUGCAAGACGUAUAGUAGUGUUCGAUGAUACGUCAGAUAUUAAUGUUAACACAUCAAAACGACUUUACAUAUCUACAGCUAGUACUGAAACAGAUUAUAUGUGGCAGACCGAGUACAAUGUAGAUGGUGUAACUGAUAUCGAUGUAGUCUGGACAGAUCUGUUUUCAAAUCAUCUCCAUGACAAAGAAUAUUUUCUCUCUAAGAUAUUAGCUUAUGAAGCCCGGCUAAGUGACAAAAUCAAUAGACAUGAUUAUAAGAAAAUUCUCACGGAAUUUGAUGACAACGAAGGUGACAGAACAUUAAAUGCAACAUCCCAUCUAAGAGGAAUUAUUAAAUUUGAAAUUUCUCAUGAAAUUAUUAGCAAGCCAAAAAGUGUUCCACCAGAUUUUGGUUGGAGCGAAAUCUCUCCAUUGUCAGAAACUACAUCAUUCCAAAUGACAACACGUACCAUUGGUGACGGAGACUCUCACCAAGUCUGGAUUCGUGCAACGGAUGUAACGGGCAGAAAUAAUACAAUAACAACAACUAUUCAUUUUGAUAAGACUGGACCGCUUAUUCAUUUAAGUAAUGUUGCCUACAACAUCAAUGGUGGAUCACAACAGUUCACCAGUAGAAUUACAGUUAUUUCCCAAGACUUUCAUAGUGGAGUGUUGAAUGCUUCUUUUGAAAUUGUUCUGAAUGAAACAGGCGAAGUAAAGUUUCGAACAGACGUAAUUGUCAAUAAUGAGACAACAGAAGAUUGUGCGAAGACAGCCGACUGUUACUGUGUUCCUAUGGGACAGUGUUUUACACGUACUAUGACAUUUGAUUUUGACAACUGUUUACUGGCUGUUCCUCUUGAACUAAUUGACUCAGGAGCAUAUUUAUUACACGUAACAUCCUAUAAUACGGCAAAACUUCCAUCAUUGUCCGUUAUUCAGAUUGGUGACGUAGGUCAAUUUAAUGGUGUCAAUAAGUAUCCUAGCCCGUCCUCGAUAUCUGUUAUAAAUAAAACCAAUACAGAAAUUACCAUUCAAUGGACAAAUAGUGUAACCUGCUACCAGAUCGCACAAUUUAUACUAUACUUGCACAGGCCCGAUAAUACUACAGAUAGUUUCAUGAUUGACAAAGAUUCUGUAAUAUACACAAUAACUGACCUUUCACCGGGUGCUUCCUAUGAUAUUGAAAUGUACACUGAGUAUGGAAAUGGAACGAAUCUUAAUAGAAGUUUAGAACCAUUGACAACUAUAUUUUCAACAGCUCAAUAUUGCUCACACCUACAACCAUGCUUUCCUGGAGUUUGUAAUAGUUACAAUGAUGAGUGUGCAUGUUCAGACGGUUUUCUGGGCAAUAAUUGCUUACAGUUUGGUGCCCAGUAUAUGCCAUCAAUUCAUAGGACUAACUCUUCCAUAUCCUUUUAUGAUUCUACGGCUGUCAAAGAUUUGUUCACGUAUAGUACAGAUUCAACCGGAGACAGAAUUACCUGGUCAAAUCAAGAAGACUUCAAUGUGUUGAAGUUUACACUCGAAGCUUCUUUUCAUUCCGAUUCCGUAUUUGGUCCAUUGCCAGGUUAUCCAAACUAUGUCACCAAUGUUACCUUUGGAAUAGUAGAAGGGCGUGUGCAUUUUAACCACUCAACCAUUAAUUCAGGUAACAACGACACCAUCUUAAAAUGUGCACAUGCCAGUAAUAUGAAGCCAGUGGAUGACUUACAAUGUAACUUUAAUGUUGACAAACAACUUAAGCUAACAUCAGGAGAUACAUUAAUAUUAGAAUUUGUAGCAAGAUCAGGUGGAAAACUGGAGCUAAUGAAAAUAGACGACGGUACUGUGACCGGAGUUGAGUUUUAUAAUGGAGCAACUACUAUUGAUGUUUUGGAGUUCAAGUUUGAUUUUGGAGUGCCUAUCCACUGCACAGAAACGUCCACUUGUUCCUAUCAUGCCAUGCAAUUGCAGAAUGAUAUCACAUCGAUCGAAAUUCGUCCGUAUUGGUUAGGUUGGACCGAUUAUCUUUCCGGCAUUUCUAGUUAUACUUUUGAAGUAUGGAAGAUGGAAUAUAAUGCGGAUGCGGAGGGAUUACAAGAACCCCUGAUAACAAAUAAUACCAACCCUUCACCUUUGUUAAUAACCAACAUAUUGGGUAACAACUUAACAUACCCGACUUACAAGCCGACGGAACCUGGAGUAUAUUCAUGUAUACUGGAAGUGAACGAUGUUGCGAAUAACUCUGAAUACGUCCGACGUAUUGUUAUAUUCGACGAUAUCUCAGAUGUGACUGUUAAUAGCUCUCAUCGCCUAUUUGUAUCAUCUGCGAAUAUUGAAACAAACUAUUCGUGGCAAACAGAUUUCAAACCUAAUGCUAAAAAUGAUAUAACAGUAAUAUGGGAAGGUUUGUUCAGCAAUUCUUUGCAUCAUCAGGAACAUAUUUUGGCAAAGGUUUUAGACUACAACCCACGAUUAAGUGAUAACAUACGUCGUCAUAACUAUAAACGAAUCUUGACAAAUUAUGAUGACCAUGAAGGGGACAGAACAGUUGAAAGUAUUUCUAAUAUAAACGGUAUUGUUAAGUUCCAAAUAAACCAUGAAAUUGUCAGUAGACCAUCAUCUGAGGCUCCUGGUGAUGGUUGGGAGGACAUUUAUCCAUUGGCAGAACAUUCUGUUCUAGAUGUGGCUGCAGGCACAAUAGGAGAUGGAGAUUCACAACAAAUAUGGGUUCGUGCGUUAGAUGUGUUUGGUCGCAACAAAACACAAACUACAGUUAUUCAUUUUGAUCAAAGUGGACCAGAUAAUUUCUUAACAAAUGUUGUAUACAAUACAGAGGGUGGAGCCCACACUUUUUCAAGCAGGAUUACGUUUGUAUCCCAAGAUCUACAUAGUGGUGUGACUAAUGUUUCAAUACAAGUUGUGCUUAACGGAACAGACAGUGUCAAAUUCGAAGAAAAUGUGUAUGUUGAAGAGAAGACCACUGAAUCGUGUGCUCUUACACAUGACUGUUACUGUGUACCUAUGGGAUUGUGUUUUAUGAGGUCAAUAACCAUAGAGAUUAAUAAUUGCCAUCUGAGUGUACCGAUAGAUAUGAUAGAGAAUGGAUAUUAUCAUAUUAAUAUUACAUCACACAACACAGCAUCUUUAGACACUUCUACAUUUAUAGAAAUAGGGGAUGUCUCAAAGUUUAACGGUAUCAAUAGUUAUCCAGGUCCCUCACUUGCUACUACUGUCAACAUUACAAAUCGAGCAGUGACCAUACAAUGGACAAAUACAUCCACAUGUUAUGAACGACUGAGAUAUAUCAUCUUACUGUAUAAACCUGAUAAUACGACAGACUUACUUGUUAUUGAUAAAGAUUCUGAUACAUACACAUUUAAUGACCUUUCACCUGGCACCACUUAUACAGCAGAAAUUUAUACGGACUAUGACAGCGAACCAGAAGUUACCCGCAGUCCAAUACCAUUAGAACAUGCGUUUACAACAGCUUCCUUUUGUUCUCAUCUACAACCAUGCUAUCCUGGUCAUUGUAAAAGUGAUAUUGAUGAAUGCAUCUGUUCUAAUGGUUUCAGUGGAUCUACUUGUUUACAAUUCAACGAAAUGCAUUCGCCUUCCUUACAAAGAAGUGCAGCAACUUUUAGCUUCGUAGAUUUGAGCACUAAUAUUGUGAAAUACACGUAUCAAGUGAAUUCAACCGAACAUAAUUUGACAUGGGCAAAUCAGGAAAUGUUUAAUUCAAGGAUAUUUGUACUAGAGGCUUCUUUUGACGGAAAUUUGACAUUCGGAUCACUACCAAGAUAUCCAAAUUACUUGAAUAAAUCUGAGUUUGGUAUUGUGGAGGGACAUAUACAAUUCACACAUACAUUUCAAUCUACUGUUAAAAAUAAAACAGUUCUUCAAUGUACUGAUCCAAGUGAGGAAAGUCCCAUACCUGAACUACAUUGUAAUAUUCAACUAUUAAAUGCAUCACAGUUAUCAUCUGGAGACAUAAUGACUCUAGAAUUCAUGGCACAUUCAGGAGGCAACAGGAAACUAAUAAACUUUGCCGAUAAUGAAAUCACGGGUAUCGAGUUUUAUCAAGGGCAGUCAGUACAGCAGUCGAUGGAAUUUAGAUUCGACUUUGAUAUUCCUGUACACUGUACCCAAAUUUUAUCUUGUGAAGACAAUCCAAUGAAUCUUGAAAACGACAUAACAAAGACACCUAUCAAAGCUAAUUGGUCUGGUUGGGACGAUAAGAUUUCAGGAAUUCAUAAGUUUACGUUCGAAAUUUGGAAGUUGGAUUACGUGUUGGAUAAGGAUGGACUGAUGGAACCGCAAAUUACUAACAUGACAAAUCCUAAACCCUUAUUUCUUAAGGAAAUUUUACCAGAGUCUGACUUUAUAACAAACCUACAAUUCACUCCAGAUAUGUCUGGAGUUUACUCUUGUAUAUUAGAAAUUAAUGACAACGCCAAUAAUUCAGAAUAUGUCCGACGCAUCGUUAUAUACGAUAAAACAUCUGAUGUUUCUGUAAACGAGUCCAGGCGACUGUUGGUUUCAUCUGCGGAGGUUGAAACAAACUACACAUGGCAGACUGUUUACAUCCCUACUGGUAUAAGCAUUAUUAACGUUACAUGGGAAGGACUAUUUCUAAAUCAGCUUCAUUCUGAUGGUCAUUUUCUAGCUAAUGUGUUAUAUUAUGAACCAAGACUAAGUGACAACAUUCUUCGCCAUGGAUAUAAACGCAUUCUUCCUGAAUUCGACGAUAACGAAGGCACAAGAACAUUAGAUGCUAUUGAUAACAUCAAUGGUAUCGCCAGAUUUGAAUUAGUCUAUGAAGUUGUUGGUUCAAAGAAAUCACAGACGCCAGCUACUGGAUGGUUUGAAAUAUUGCCAUUAAUGGAAUCUACAUCAGUACAAAUGACUAGUGGAUCAGUAUCCGAUGGUGACAUAUUGCAAAUUUGGAUUCGAGCAUCUGAUGUUAUGGGGAACCACCAAACACAGACUUCACUGUUAUAUUUUGAUCAAAGUGGUCCUGAUAAUUUCGUUAAUGAGAUUCAGUACAACAUAGAAGAUGGUGGAACUGUUUUUUCAACCAGAUUUUCGUUGAUAUUCCAAGAUCUUCACAGUGGUAUCGAAAAUAUUUCCAUAGAAAUAGUUUUAAAUGAAACUGAUGAAAUCAAGUACAGAACAUAUAAUGAUUCCUUUUCCGUAACGAAGGUUUACUGCUCAUCGACGCCUGAAUGUUACUGUAUACCAAAGGGACAAUGUUUUAUGCGUUCUGUAAAUUUUGAAAUCAACAAUUGUGACCUUGGUGUACCACUAGCCUUACUAAAUGAAGGAACAUUCUACCUAUCAGUAAAAUCAGUUAAUACAGCAAGUUUACAAACAGCAUCAAUAUUUCAGGUAGGAGAAGUGAAAUUGUUUAAAGGAAUUGAUGAAUAUGCAAGUCCUUCCGCAAUAUUUGUUGUAAAUAAAACAAACAGCCAGAUUACAAUUAUGUGGACAAAUAAACCAACAUGUUACCAAAGACACGGAUUUAUUAUUCUUUUUUCCAAACCAGACAAUUCUUCACAAACAUUAAACGUUGAUGCAAAUUCCACUCUAUAUACAUUUGAUGGCCUUUUUCCUGGGUCAAAUUACAGUGUUGAUAUAUAUACCCAGUAUGGAAAUGGAACACAUCAAACAAUGAGUUUACAGCCACGUUCUGUGACUGUUACAACAGACCAAUUCUGCUCCCACUUACAGCCAUGUUACCCCGGUAACUGCAAAAUUGAUAGUGAUGGUUGCUUGUGUUCAAACGGAUUUAGUGGAGCUACAUGUUUGCAAAUUGACGAAGUGUAUAGAUCGGAAUUACUAAGAAUAAAUUCAACUUUAACUCGCAUGGAUACAACUACUUGGAAUGAGAUAUCAUCCAUUUUAGUUAAUGCAACAAACAAUUUAACAUGGACUAAUCAAGACAAAUUUGAUAUUCUUGAACUCCACAUGGAUGCUGUGUUCCAUACCAACUCGACAAUUGGGUAUUCACCAAGUUUCCCAAAUUAUAUAAAAUCAGCUCGGGUUGGAAUAGCUCAAGGGAAUGUACAAUUUAUGCAUAAAACAUUAAUAGAAGGAGAUAAUGUUACAGUUGUGUCAUGUAGUGACAUCAGCGGUUUAAACCCUGUUGAUGAAAUGAAUUGUGUUAUUCGAUUAGAGAGACAAUUUAAUCUGAACUCCGGAGAAACAUUUCUUAUAACAUUUAAUGCCCAAUCAGGAGGAAAUAGGCAUCUUAUCAACAUAGGUGAUGGUACCGAUGCAGGAAUUGAAUAUUAUAUCGGUUCCUAUGUCACACAGAAUCUGGAGUACAGAUUUGAUUUUGAUGUACCUGUCCAUUGCACACAAAACACCAUUUGUGGCCGUACAUCAAUGCAGCUUAUUCCGGAUGUUACAACGACAAAAUUUCGUCCAUCUUGGUCUGGUUGGAUGGAUGCACUUUCCGGUGUUUAUAAGUAUACUUUUGAAGUAUGGAAAAUGGAAUACGUACAAUCGGAAGAUGGGCUACGUGAACCUCUCAUAACAAAUUCCUCAAAUCCUGAACCGUUAUUUUUAUCCGAAAUAAUGGAGGAUAAUAUAGUUUUUCCGGAUUAUCAACCAACUGAAGCUGGAGUUUAUUCGUGUAUUUUAGAAAUAAACGAUAAGGCAAAUAAUUCUGAAUAUGUGAGGAGGAUUGUCAUUUAUGAUAAAGUAUCUGAUGUGGAAUUAAAUUCUACAGGUCGUUUUUAUGUAUCGUCAGCUUCGUCCUCGACAAAUUUCACAUGGCAAACAAGUUAUAAUUCUGAAGCUUCUACUGGUGUAGAAAUCCAGUGGCAGGGGCUUUUUUCUAAUUUCUUGCACGAGCAACAGCAUUUUUUGUCAAAAGUUUUGAACUAUCAACCCCGACUAAGUGACAAUAUAAAGCGAAAUAACUAUAAGCGCAUACUUCCUCGAUACGAUGAUAAAGACGGAGACAGAACAACAAGCUCUAUAUCAAACGUACAUGGAAUUGUCAGAUUUGAAAUUGUACACGAGAAGGUUACUAAACAGAAAUCAGACUUUCCAUCUACUGGAUGGGUUACUGUGGUACCUUUUGCUGAAAACUCUACGUUUCAAAUAUCACAAGAUACCAUUGGAGACGGAGAUUCUCGUCAGGUUUGGAUUCGAGCUUUUGACAUUAUGAACAACAGUAAAUCUGAUACAACUAUGGUUCACUUUGAUAGAAGUGGUCCAGUUAAUCAUCUAACUGGUACUAACUUUAAUGCAAACGGACAAUAUAAAUUUACAAGCAGAUUUACAAUUAUCACUGAAGAUUUACACAGUGGCUGUACAAAUGUCUCUAUUCAACUUAAGCUUGAAAACUCUGAUGAUAUAAAAUAUCAAACCGAAGAAGGGGUGGAAAUUAAGACCAACGCGCAGUGUGAUACAAUCCCGGAUUGUUACUGUGUGCCAUAUAAUUUAUGUAUUUAUUUACAGACCAACGCGCAGUGUGAUACAAUCCCGGAUUGUUACUGUGUGCCAAUGGGACUUUGUUUUUUGCGCAAAAUAGAAUUUGAUGUUAACAGCUGUCUUCUUGCAGUGUCAUCAGAGCUAUUAGAUAACGGCAAAUAUAUUCUGAUUGUGGCAUCCUCUAACACGGCCGGUCUGAAUACGACGUCUGUUUUCGAGAUUGAUGUUAAGGAUAUCGUUGGAAUUAACGAAUAUUCAAGUCCAUCAUCAGUAUCGUUCCAAAAUAAAACAAAGACAGCCGUAACAUUACAAUGGAUCAACACGCCAACUUGUUAUGAACCGAACAGAUAUAUCAUAUAUUUGUUACAACCUAACAAUUCUACCAGAGAGUUUGAGAUAAGUCCGAACGAAACAACAUUCACUAUAACAGGUUUAUCAUCGGGUGUAUCCUAUAGUAUAGAAAUGUAUACCGAGUACGGAAACCAAUCUUUCACUGUUAGAAGUGCAGAACCAGUAUAUUUACAAUUCGAUACAUCUGACCCAGAAGAAGAAAGUAGCAGUCUGAACCUGGUCCCUAUCAUUGUAGGGUCAGUUAUCGGCUUUAUUCUACUAGUCAUUAUUGCUAUCUUAGCAAUAGUGUAUUUCCUGAAACGACGACAUCGUAAUUUGUGUGUUGGACCAAUCUCAGAACCUGAUGUUAUAAACAAUGCUGCUAAAGCACCGAUGAUUAAAAAGUCGCCUACUAUCAAAAGGAAAUUGUCAAUAAGUGCUCUUUCAAUUCCUGAAAGUCCAUCAUUAGAAAAAGCAAAUAAGAGAUUGCAAACAAACAUAUUUGAUAUAAGUUUACCAAAAGGAAGAGCCAAAACUUUGCCUCCUUUACCACCAUUGAGUUCAACUAUACAGAAACAGCCUUUAUAAAUUCGGUGUUGAAUAGUUUAAGCUCAUAUGUUUUUCGUGUAUAAUUACAAUUUUCUUAUUUUCACCCACCUUAAAGUUUAUUAAAAAUUGUGAUCAGUUGAUUACUUAGAUUAUGUUUAGAUAACCUGUUACAGUUUAAUGGUGGCAUUUUGUAAACUAUAUUGUAUGUACUUAGUGUAUAUAUAUACUUAAAAAUUACAGAAUUGAAAAUUAGUAUAA